AUGCCACGCCUAUCGUGCCGACGCGCGCUCGAGCUCAAAACAGAGCUGCACGAGACAAGGGCAGAGGUGAUCACUCCAUCGGACGAGACGUUCGCGGAGCGUGUCCACUGUCUCGAGUUAUCCUCGAAAGAGGCCGGUGCCAUCGUCCAGGCCACCACCACCGACGAGGUAUCGAGGGUCAUUAGUUAUGCUACCAAGCAUCGCAUUCCCGUCGUGGUGCAUGGCGGGGCAUAUGCGACCGGUGAAACGUCAUCUACCGAGGGAGGAAUUAUCAUCAGUCUAGCACGAAUGGCUAAGGUGGUGGUUGAUCCGGCUUCGCGGACACUGGCAGCCCAGGGCGGCGCGAGGUGGGAAGAUAUCGAUCGGGUUGCGGCUGCUUCUGGUCUUAGCAUUGUUGAACACGCAAUGCAUACGUCUGGAGAUGCAGACAUUGCCUCCAGGGAAGGAUAUGGCUGGAUGGAUGGUCGUCAUGGCUCGGUCAUUGACAAUCUAGUCAGUGUCAAACUGGUCUUGGCGGAUGGAAGGAUUGUCACGGCGUCUGAUGAGGAGAGUCCCGAUCUGUUUUGGGCUGUGCGCGAAGCUGGACACGUCUUUGGUCUCGCCACCGAGUUGGUCUUUAGAGCGUAUCCAAACAAAAGCCAUGAAGGGCUUGGUGGCCAGGCAAAAGGUCAAGAAGUCGACCUACAUGAUGGUGAUGAAUGGCUACGGCUGCAGAAGUUGAAGCGACAAUAUGAUCCUGAUGGUGUGUUUGGCAGAUGGGAAGAUAGUGCGCCGACUACGAGUGGCGAUAUCCUUUAG
This is a messenger RNA of Aspergillus homomorphus CBS 101889, 798 nucleotides long. RefSeq names its product FAD-binding domain-containing protein. Bases 1 to 798 code for a protein of 265 amino acids. NCBI's taxonomy places the organism in Eukaryota, Fungi, Ascomycota, Eurotiomycetes, Eurotiales, Aspergillaceae. The record is from RefSeq and is a predicted model, not a curated record. The transcript is spliced from 3 exons. Gene Ontology annotation, molecular function: FAD binding.